ACUCAGUGAAGCUUGACUCUGGGAUUACUGGCUGGAAGAGUGUGAAGAGAGAUUAGAGCACGAACCCACCUGAGGGAGGACAGAAGAUCUACUUGGGGGGAGGGAGACGACAGAAAACGGAAUAACAGUGGAGUAACUUUCACCUUGCCUUACUGACUGUACAGGACCUAAAAGGAAUUGAUUGGAAGCACGGCUUGUGCGGUUACCCAAGGGAGGCUACAGCUCGGCACCAUCUAUCAUUGUGGUCUGCCCUCCGUUUUAUUACCGGCCCCUGAUGACACCACCUUAUAUCAGAUAGGAUUGUGUGCACGCUUCACCUACACACACGGCCCUUGAAGCAGGGGGCAUUAGUCCUGCAACUGUCGGACCGCCAUUGCUGUCUGUCCUGUGUGUGUGUGUGUGUGUGUGUGUAUGUAUUAGAGAGAGAGAGAUAGAUAGCAGGUAUUUGUAUGUUUUCAGACCAUGUGCAGCAGAGCAAGGCGUGCUCUUAGUAGUCGAGACAUAUCGCACCCCUUCAGCUUCACCAAGGUGUUACGGGAUUUCCCCCACCCCAACUCUGCAGUUACACAGCACUGACUUUUAAUAUCUGAUGUCCUAUGUGCGUCAAAUUUUAUUCCUGAUAGUUUAAAAUAUCAUUUUAAAAUUGACCUGAACUUUGAGACGGAUAAUUAGGAAAAGAAACAAACUGCAGUGAUUGUUUGGUGAGAGUCCGAUAAGGUGCUGAUGCUAGUCAUUUUCUCCACAAAGCCUGUUUGCCCCACCCCCACCCCCCUCCAGUUUUGAAGCCUACCUGUUCUUCCUUUGUGAGUUUUGUGAGUUGCUUCACCCAGCUGGAACCCUGCAUUGAUCUGUGUUGAUGUUUUGUCGCCACACUCCAGCAGUGUUGUGGAAAUAAGUCUGGCGUUUACCAAGAGGGGUGUAGCUGGCGUCGUACCCAAGCAUACUUUAGCAGGAGAACCAAAGUGAACUCCUAACAACGGAAACUGCUAACAGGAAAACAAGCAGCGACUCCUGAUUGUGCGUGUGUGUGUCGAUCGUUAUCAAAGUGCACAGCUAAUUAACCCACACUCAGGUUGUUAAUAGCAGGCUCGCUUAUAAGAGUGCAAGUAACGCACACUUUAUGCAGCCUUGAAGUUGUUUUUUUUCUGUCCUCAAAUGAGAAUGUUGGAGGAGUUUAAUUUGCGGAUAUCAGUUCUAGCUCCUGCCGGAGUGUGUGAGUGAGGUGAUGAGAGUUUGAACAGCCGGGUGAAGUGUUUUAAUUAGCUGAAACCUUACGCUCUGCUGCUGCGCUGCUGUAGUAGGGGUAUCUAGUGGUUGCAGUUUAGCUGAGUCUCGGCUCGGUGACAGAGCAAAGUGUUAGUGUGUGUGUGGCAUGUGUGUGCCUGGACAAAGCCACAGAAGCCUCAUUGACCAGCCUACGACAGUCAAUAAACAAUGGGAGCAGGCCAGCGAUCUCGCCUCUUCUCGCGCUCCCUCGCUGUCCUGCUCGUUCAGUCGUCCAUUCUGCUCUCCCUCUGCUCACGGAGUCAGGCGGUGCAGGCUGAAAAUGUGACAGUUCUCGAGGGCGGUACAGCGCAGAUCUCCUGCCGCCUCCAGAACUAUGACGGCUCCAUAGUGGUCAUCCAGAACCCGCGCAGGCAGACGCUGUUCUUUAACGGCACACGAGCGCUGAAGGACGAGCGCUUUCAGAUGGUGCUGUUCACGCCACGCCUGGUGCGCAUCGCGCUGAGUAACGUGAGCGUGUCUGACGAGGGUGGCUACUUCUGCCAGCUCUACACGGACUCCACGCACCACCAGGUGGCCACGCUGUCAGUGGUGGUGCCCCCGGAGGUGCCCACUGUGGAGGUGAAGAGCGAAGCGGUGGAGGGUGGAGAGGUGGAGCUCACCUGCGUGUCGGAGAGGAGCAAACCUCCUGCUACGCUGCGCUGGGUCCGAGACCGCCGAGAGAUUCCUGGUGUGGUGUCUCAGCAGGAGAACGGAAAGACUGUGAGUGUGUCCAACACCAUACGGCUUUCCGUGGAGAGGAAGGACAACGGUGCUGCUCUCAGCUGUGAGGCAUCCCACCCGGCACUCGUGGGACAGAAAAGAGUCCGCCAUUACCGCCUGGAUGUCCACUUCGCCCCCACGGUGAGGAUCAGCCCCCCACAGGGCAUUCUGCGAGAGGGGGACUCGCUCAGCCUUACCUGCUUCGUCACUGGAAAUCCACUGCCACGGGACAUUCACUGGUCGAGAGUGAAUGACACUCUGCCUGAGAGGGCGGAAAUUUCCGGCACCACCCUGGUCAUGUCUCGCCUGAGCCAAACACACAACGGCACCUACCUGUGUCAGGCACACAAUAAUUACGGCCGUGCAGCCGACCAGUACACGCUGCUGGUGUAUGAGAAUGUGUCUGUGUUUGUCAGCCCCACCUCCCAUCCCGUCACCUCCUCAUCCUCCCUUCCAUGGACACCAGCAGACCCCGGAGCAGUAGUGGAGACUCAUAGUGCCGUACCGUAUCCAGUCAUAGGGGGUGUGCUGGCUGUACUCGUCUUCACCAUCAUCUGCGUGCUCAUCGUAACCAUCUGGUGCUCGGUCCGACAGAAAGGCUCGUACCUCACGCAUGAGGCAAGUGGCCUUGAUGAACACGGGGAGGUGCAGGAAGCAUUUCUCAAUGGAAAUGAUACUAGUCAAGGCAAGAAAGAGUAUCUACUGUAACAGCUCCUGGAGGAUGGCCACGGAGCGCACAUCACAAAUACACACACACACUCACACAGACAUAUACACCUGAUGGUAAACCACUACAGCAGUGCCAUGUAAAAGGGAGAGAGAGAGAGAGAGAGAGAGAGAGAGAGAGAGAGAGAGAGA
Ictalurus punctatus (channel catfish) is the source of this 2844-nucleotide messenger RNA. RefSeq names its product cell adhesion molecule 4 (gene cadm4). Gene Ontology annotation, biological process: regulation of wound healing; negative regulation of peptidyl-tyrosine phosphorylation; regulation of Rac protein signal transduction. NCBI's taxonomy places the organism in Eukaryota, Metazoa, Chordata, Actinopteri, Siluriformes, Ictaluridae. The transcript has 9 exons. Gene Ontology annotation, cellular component: cell-cell contact zone. Gene Ontology annotation, molecular function: vascular endothelial growth factor receptor 2 binding. The coding region runs from base 1435 to 2694 and encodes 419 amino acids. The record is from RefSeq and is a predicted model, not a curated record.